CUCUCUGGCGUCUCCGGAGCCGAAGUGACAGGCGGCUCUAUAGCUGGCCGCUCCGCGCAACGGCUACAGGGGCACCGAGCAGGGAGAGAGACACAGCCAGAGAGGGAGAGAGAGAGAGACAGCCCAAUUCAAUUUACGCAGCAUUGACAAAAAAAUAAAACAACAAUCCGCAUUUGUGACCGCGUAGGGUUAAUAUUGCAGCGAAAUCCACAGACCCUGAAAUACACAUUUCGAGUAGUUAUUUAAGAUUAUUCCGCCGGUUCAUCGAUUUUAUUGACGCCGAAGGAAAGUGACAUCGAUUCUGUGAGCGUCCGUCGCUCGACUGGAUCUCUUCAUGGAAGACGGCUGAGAGGGAGAGAGGUCGGACCGGUAAGGACAGGCUACGAUCAUUUAUCUUCGCCGCUUGUACUUAAAUCAUAAAUAAACACAGAGGCAGCCCUCAUGGCUGCCUCCAGACAAGACCAUCUUUAAGCAUGUUGUCGUUCGCCCUCAGAGACUCGGAAACCCCUCCGAAAUGAGAAGUGUGGAGGAUUCGUCAUUGCUGCGGAUUUAAAUGCCUCUCUCCAAGAGGGCACGGAGGACCGCUUAUUUCGGACAAGUUCACGCGUGUUGUCGUGUGUGCUGUACGCCGUAGACCCCAGUUUACGAUUCAUAUGUUACCCUGCUGAAAUACACACGGACUCAAAUCCGUUGGGCAAGAAGAAUCGAAGGUGAAGAGGAGGAAUUUUUUUUAUUAUUUUUUCCCCCUAAGCAACAUGGCUGGCGAGUGGGGCUGGGGACGGUGGCACGGACUCUCCAAGGCGCCUCGAUGCUAGCCGAAGCAGGUGGUCCCGUCCCCCGUGGAAGCGGCAGCUCUAUGAGGACAAACAGUAUUAACUCUAAUAAUAUACACAAGGACUCCUCGAUCUUCAUGUCUAAGAUGGAAGACGUGGUCAUCCCGUUCUCCUCCGAAGUCCCCUGCGACAAUAAUGGACAGCGCAUGUGGUGGGCAUUCCUCGCCUCCUCCAUGGUGACGUUUUUCGGGGGUCUCUUCAUAAUUCUGCUGUGGAGGACACUUAAGUAUCUGUACACGGUGUGCUGCCACUGCAACAUCAAACCCAAGGAGGUCCAGAAGCUGACCAACCCCGUGGUUAUUCAGGCAGACGGGACGAUCAAGGCAGAUGAGAAGGAGGAAGUGCCCAUGAGCGAGGUGGGGUGGAUGACCUCAGUCAAGGACUGGGCGGGAGUCAUGAUAUCUGCCCAGACGCUCACCGGCCGAGUGCUAGUUGUGUUGGUGUUUGCACUCAGCAUCGGUGCCCUUGGCAUAUACUUCAUAGAUUCUUCAGACCCUAUAGAGUCCUGUCAGAACUUCUACAAAGACUUCACGUUACAGAUCGACAUGGCCUUCAACGUCUUCUUCCUCCUGUACUUUGGUUUGCGGUUCAUCGCGGCCAACGAUAAGCUGUGGUUCUGGUUGGAGGUCAACUCUGUGGUGGACUUCUUCACCGUGCCCCCUGUGUUUGUCUCCGUAUACUUGAACAGAAGCUGGCUUGGUUUAAGAUUCCUGAGGGCGCUGAGGUUGAUACAGUUCUCCGAGAUUUUACAGUUUCUGAAUAUAUUGAAAACAAGCAAUUCCAUCAAGCUAGUGAACCUGUGCUCCAUCUUCAUCAGCACAUGGCUAACAGCCGCUGGAUUCAUACAUCUGGUGGAAAACUCAGGGGAUCCAUGGGAAGACUUCAAGAACUCCCAGUCUCUCUCGUACUGGGAGUGUGUGUACCUGCUGAUGGUCACCAUGUCCACAGUGGGCUACGGAGAUGUCUAUGCAAAGACCACGUUGGGACGGCUGUUCAUGGUGUUUUUCAUCCUCGGCGGUCUGGCCAUGUUUGCCAGCUACGUCCCUGAAAUCAUAGAGUUAAUAGGAAACCGCAAGAAAUAUGGCGGUUCCUAUAGUGCUGUUAAUGGAAGAAAGCAUAUUGUGGUCUGUGGUCAUAUUACUCUCGAAAGUGUCUCCAACUUCCUCAAAGACUUCCUACACAAGGACAGGGAUGAUGUCAAUGUAGAAAUUGUUUUUCUCCAUAAUAUUUCCCCUAAUCUUGAGCUGGAAGCCUUGUUCAAACGCCACUUUACCCAAGUGGAGUUCUACCAGGGAUCUGUUCUCAACCCUCAUGAUCUAGCAAGAGUGAAGAUCGAGUCUGCAGAUGCCUGCUUAAUUCUAGCCAAUAAAUACUGUGCAGAUCCAGAUGCAGAGGAUGCAUCGAACAUAAUGAGGGUCAUUUCGAUCAAGAACUAUCAUCCCAGAAUCAGAAUAAUCACACAAAUGUUGCAAUACCAUAACAAGGCCCAUCUGUUGAACAUCCCCAGUUGGAACUGGAGAGAGGGUGAUGAUGCCAUAUGUCUGGCUGAGCUGAAGGCAGGCUUCAUAGCCCAGAGUUGUCUGGCCCAAGGCCUGUCUACCAUGCUAGCCAACCUCUUCUCUAUGAGGUCCUUCAUCGAGAUUGAAGAAGACACAUGGCAGAAGUAUUACCUGGAAGGAGUCGCCAAUGAGAUGUACACCGAGUAUCUGUCCAAUGCCUUCGUGGGCUUGUCCUUCCCUACAGUCUGUGAACUUUGUUAUGUGAAGCUGAAGCUGUUGCUAAUUGCCAUCGAAUACAAGUCGGAGCAGAGAGAGAGCAGCAUCCUCAUCAACCCAGGAAACCACGUCAAACUACAGGAAGGAACUCUGGGGUUCUUUAUUGCUAGUGAUGCCAAAGAAGUAAAGAGGGCAUUUUUCUACUGCAAAGCUUGCCAUGACGACAUCACUGACGCUAAACGAAUUAAAAAAUGUGGCUGCAAACGACUGAUUUAUUCCAAGAUGUCCAUCUGCAAGCGAAUGAAACUGGCAUGUUGUUUUGAUUGCGGCCGCUCAGCGACCGAGUGCUCGUGCAUGUCAGGCAGUGUACAUAGUAACGCGGACAGCCUGCAGCGGGCCUACCCCCUUUCCUCUGUCUCUGUUCAUGAUUGCGCAACCACCUUACGUGCCUCCAAAUAUAAGUAUAAUGGAUAUGUCACAUCAACAGCAGAUGGCGCUACAACACCAGGCAACAGUGGGGGUCAGAAAGAGGCUGGUGUUCGGUUCAAAGCUGAUUGCAAUUUAGUUGAGGACGAGCACCCGUCAACUCUCUCGCCCAAAAAAAAGCAGCGCAACGGAGGCAUGCGCAACUCCCCCAACUGCUCUCCCAAGAUGAUGAGCAGACACGACCCGCUGCUCAUCCCCGGGAACGAGCAGAUCGAGAACAUGGACAUGAGCGUGAAGAAGUACGACUCCACGGGCAUGUUCCACUGGUGCCCCUCCAAGGAGAUCGAGAAGGUCAUCCUGACCCGGAGCGAGGCGUCGAUGACGGUCCUGAGCGGUCAUGUAGUGGUCUGUAUAUUUGGAGAUGUCACGUCCGCUUUGGUGGGGCUGCGAAACCUGGUGAUGCCUCUGAGAGCCAGCAACUUUCACUAUCACGAGCUCAAGCCCAUCGUGUUUGUGGGCUCACUGGACUACCUGCGCAGGGAGUGGGAGACCUUACACAACUUCCCAAAGGUCUCCAUAUUGCCCGGUACUCCACUGAGCCGGGCUGAUUUACGAGCUGUCAACAUCAACCUCUGCGACAUGUGUGUCAUACUGUCGGCCAAUCAGAACAACAUUGACGACGUCUCGCUGCAGGACAAAGAGUGCAUCCUGGCGUCGCUCAACAUAAAGUCUAUGCAGUUUGAUGACAGUAUCGGGGUCUUGCAGGCAAAUUCCCAGGGUUUCACGCCUCCCGGAAUGGACCGGUUAUCUCCAGACAGCAGUCCAGUACAUGGCCUCGUCCGCCAGGCCUCCGUCACCACCGGAGCCAACAUCCCCAUCAUCACAGAGCUAGCUAAACCUGGCAAACUCCAGCCAUUGAUUUCAUUGAGUCAGGAAGCAAAAUGUGGACUCAACAUACACAUGAUAACGGAGCUGGUGAACGACUCCAACGUUCAGUUCCUGGACCAAGACGACGACGACGACCCCGACACGGAGCUGUACCUCACGCAGCCCUUCGCCUGCGGCACCGCCUUCGCCGUCAGCGUGCUCGACUCCCUCAUGAGCGCAACGUACUUCAACGACAACAUCCUGACGUUGAUCCGUACCCUGGUGACGGGCGGGGCCACCCCUGAGCUGGAGGCCCUGCUGGCGGAGGAGAACGCCCUACAGGGGGGCUACAGCACCCCGCAGACUCUGGCCAACCGCGACCGCUGUCGCGUGGCCCAGCUGGCCCUCUACGACGGGCCCUUCGCCGACCUGGGGGAUGGCGGUUGCUACGGUGACCUGUUCUGUAAAGCGUUGAAGACGUACAACAUGCUGUGCUUUGGGAUCUACAGAUUAAGGGACGCUCAUAUGACUUCACCAAGCGGUUGCACGAAACGGUACGUGAUCACCAACCCGCCGUACGACUUUGAGCUGGUGCCCACCGACCUGAUCUUCUGCCUCAUGCAGUUCGACCACAAUGCGGGCCAGUCCCGGGCCAGCCUCUCCCACUCCUCCCAUUCCUCCCAUUCUUCCAGCAAAAAGAGCUCUUCCGUCCACUCCAUCCCCAACCCCAGCAGUCGACAGAACCGGAGCAGCAAGAGUCGGGAGGCGCGGGACAAACAGAAUGCAACAAGGAUGAGUAGAAUGGGCCAAGAAAAGAAAUGGUUUACAGAUGAACCAGAGAACGCCUACCAACGGAACAUUCAGAUAAAGCCCAUGAACACCCACAUGGCUAACCAAGUCAACCAAUACAAAUCCACUAGUAGUCUGAUUCCACCAAUCAGAGAAGUUGAAGACGAAUGCUGAAGCACACCAGGUUCUUUGAAGACUUGGGGAGAAAAAAAUCCAGAGAAUCUUUUUCCGAGAUUGCAGGAGACGAACUGAUGAAUGAAGGAAUGAUAGGACGAAGGUGACAGUGACGACGAUGAUGACGAUGAUGAUGAUGUUGUUUGCGAUGGAUGACAUGCCUCCUUACUCACCUUCCAGAAGUAUAUUUUGGAAGAGGAACACACACACCUCGAAGGGACCUUCUAUGUGUAUUACCUUUAAUGUAACUUUUCACGCUCUCUGACAUUUGUUUUUAUUUAUUAAUGUGUUCAUAGACAUGUACAUAUCGACAAUCAGAAAGAAGGAUUGUACAGCCCCUCCACCCCCCCUAGCACUUUUUUUGGAAUAAUUUUGAGGAGAGAGAAGAAGAAACAAACAAAAAAAAAAAGAGUACUUCCUGAAAUUCUUUGCAAUAGUUCACCUCCUUUGUGUUGCCGGACCCCCCGCUCUUCAGAGGGGGAGGAGGAGUCGGGGCUGCGGCAGUAGGUUGCUCUUCCCACCAUCACCCGAAGAUACCCCACCACCCCCCAACACCACCCAACACCAUCCCAGAACGAGUCUUCUUCAAACGGAGGGGUUCCUCGCUGUCUCGCUUCUCUCAUGUCCGCCUUUGUUUUCAGUUGCUCCAAAAAAAUUAUGAAAAUUCAUCUGACCAGACCACCAACCCCAACUACCACCACCACCUCCCCCUUUCCCUCCACCAACCCCUCCAGCUUUGGAAAUAACAUCAACAGAAGAGUGUCAAGUGAAGAAAUGAUUGGCUUGGAUAGAUGAAGAGGCAGCUCACAAACGGCUUUGUUUGUUGGUGUUAGUGGGGCAGUGGUGAUGGUGUUGGCGGGAGGUGGUGGCGCCGCAUUGGACGCUACGCUACGUCACCUGCUAGCGUCCUUUCAGCCCCAACUGAGCAAAAAAAAAUAUAUUCGUGUUCAGGAAUUCAUGUAAUUGAAUGCAAAGUGUUUGUUGGGAAUGUGUUGUCUGCAAGAAGAACGCAACCCCCCAUCCACUCCUCGUCUCCCUCCCCACCACCAUCCCCUCUUGUCCUGGGAGCGUCAUGCUAGCCGUUAUGCUAGCCGUCAUGCUAGCUGUGGCUCAUCCAGCGCUGUGUCGCAUGACAUGUGCCAGAGCUCGGCUGUUGUAAAGCGAUAAGUGCAGUUGAUCAACUUGAACUAAAAUACAUGAGAGGCACGGCACAUACUCUUACCUAGCUGUGUCCCUUCAUGGGUUCAGCAAUGUUUCCGGCAUUUGUACAUGCCAUCUGUGUGUUAAUGUGUGGGGUGUGUGCCUGUGUGUGUGUGUGUGCGUGUUUGAGUGUCACAAAACACGUUUUUCCCUUCUUCGCUGGCUAGUGCUGUCUCACCUUUCCCCUUGUCCGCCUGUGUGAGCAGGUGUGGCUUUGUGGGAACCGCAUGCUGGAUCGAGGGUCUAAUGUGGCAGCCACGGCAAAAAGAAACAAGCCUCUAACCCAUCCAAAUGCGCUAGUAGAUUGACAACCGCAAUGUGUUGCAUAAUCCGCACCACAAAAGAAAACACUACUCCCAACUAGGAUUGAGCUAUGUUAUGGUCAGAAGCAGCUGUUCAGCCCAGUUUGGGCAUCAACAUACCUCCUCCAUUGACAGCAGAAACGGGGGCGUUAAACAGGAAAACAGCAGAGUUGUACAUCCUCUGAAUGUUUUUGUCUGUUCUUAAAAUCGAACGGCGAGUCGUAAAAAUGCCACAUAUUGCAUAAAAGUGGGCUUUUUAAUGGGCCCUCCUCUGAUCAGAGUCACUGCCUGGCAUAGGGUUGGCACAGAGGCAAUAAAGAGCUUGGAUGUUCUCUGUUGCCAACCCAGAUGUCAUUCGCCACUAAAACCCAAACCUGCUGCAUUCACGACCUUAACAUACGAACAGCUCAAUCAUAGUUGGGGAGAAAAAAAAAAGUGGAGGCUUCCGAAUGAGAGCUUAGAGUUGGAGUUGUGUGUGUGUGUUCCGCGUACUGCCGUUGUGGCAUGAGAGGCUGGUGUCUUUGUUGCACAUGGCAAGGCUUCGUCAGAUCCAUAUUUCCACUGUGAUCGCGGUGAAGGGGUAGGGCAAAGGAGGCGUGACGGGGGGGCCUCGGCUUGGAGCUACUGAACUAGUAACCUUCACUACAAAUGGAUUUAUAAAAAGAACGUAUAGACAUGAUUAUUUUGUAUCCAUGAGCAUAGUCAUUUUGUACUUAUUUUUAUACAUAGUUUUAAAAAAGAAGCGCUAAAGAAAAAUAACGAAUGAUUCCAACGGCAUCAUUCAUUUCGACGGCGCAUCAGAGCAUUGUGUUAAAAAAGAUAUUAAUAUCUGCUUGGUAACAUGCUAAAACUAACAAAGUAAGUACUACAGGUUUUUAGUUGAGUUUUGACAAAAUCCAGAUUACGAUCACUGUUCCUCACCCAACAGCCUAACAUGUCUGCUUACUGCCUGUAGAAACACAAUGGUGUGAUCUAGCUAAAUAUCUUUUGCUUCAACAGAUUGAUAAUCAUUGUGAGCAUUCAGUGUGGCGUACCUACGACUUGAAAGAAUGCGUGCGAAUGAACGUUUUACUAAGACGUGGUAAAUCACAAGAUUUAUCCAAGAGUGAGAAGGGGAAAGGGGAUAUUGCAAGUGAGUCUUCUUAAAAACUUACAGGAACGACCCUGUAUAUGGGAAAUCUGAAAAAUUGAAUCUGAAAUUGACCUAAAUUAGGUCACAGUCAGGCUGGAGAGCAUUGGAGGUGUGUGAGCUUUUGUGUGUGAGUCGAUAAACACACAGAAAAAGAAAAGGCAGUAAAAGUGACAGGGAGGCAGUAAGCAUUUGACAAUGGCGAUCCCUUAGCCAAGAUAUUUUACUUCAUAGCUUGUAAAAGAAAAUAAAAGCAGCAUUUUUAGAAUGAGGUUAAAAAAAAAUUACGUUAAAACAUAAUGUUGUGAUAAUAACUAUGUUGUGUAAGUUCAACCCAUUUUAUAGACCGCAUUUCUUUCUCUAACCAAACGAUCUGAGCUUUAAUGUCCGUCUAUUGGGUGUGGUGCAACUUUAACACAUUGUCCUGAAGUGAACUCUUGAACUGUAAUUACAUCAUCGUCACAUUUUGUAGCAAAUAGAUUUCUUUAGAGAAAUAGAAGAAAAACAAACAAACAUGUGAAUAAAAUGUAUGUAUAAUUGGGUUUGUGCAUAGCAUAACUUGCUAGCCUAAAACAAUAAGUAAAAAUGAAUAUUUGAUAUCAUUGCAAUGGCUCGAAUACAUAGAAUCGACAGGUAUAAAAAGCCCAAUUUGAACCUUCCUUUUACAGGACUUUAGUAUAGAAAAGGAGAAUGAAACGAAAGCAUGGGACGGUUUAUAAAAAUGCCAGGUUUGAAUUUAUUUUCAGCAAUGCUUAAAAAGACAGAGAACACCCUUAAUUUUGUUGUGUUCUUAUGUAAAAGAAAAAAAACCUUUUUACUGCAGGGUACACAUUCCAUGUUUUCGGCUGUUGUCAUCGUGCGUCUCUUCAUAUUACCCACACAUUGUAAAAAAAGAACAGAAAACUAUCACAACUGAUAUGUUUACAGGUUUUUCUUACUUUUUCACCAAUGUACAGGUAACCGAAACAUCGUGUUUUAAGAAAAAGAAAAAAAUGUAAUUUAAACCAUCCAGCGCGACCAUUACACGCUAGUCCAAUAUCUCACAAUUUCUCAUCUCGUUACGCUCGAUCGCUAAACAACGUACCCCUCGAUUUGAAGCUCACUCGGGCGGGAAAAGUAUUAUCAAUGCCGCAGUCCCCCCUCCCUCCAUGGUAUGUGAACACAUGUACAACCGCGGUCUUUCUUCCUUUAUGUGUACGUCUUUGUCCUUGACUAUAUAUCUAUACGUAUGCCUCUAAACAAACGUUUUGGAGUGUCUUUUGAAGUGCCAUGAGAAGUUUCUGUUUUCGCGUCCCGAGGCGUCCCUUCAGUCAUUCGCUAAUAGUAAGAGACCGAGGAGAGUCCCGGUUGAGUUUUUAUCCAGGUUAGAAUGGCGUCAUACUGGCAUGGGGAACAUCCAAGCCAUCCAUGCCUCCAUGCCAGUACAGUGCCAGGCAGUGCAGAGCUACGACUCUACAGGAGGUCCCAUUUUCUGUAAGCCCCACUAUUGCGAAAAGUGGCAUUUGAAGCGGCUCGGGUGGAACCGCAGAUAGACCUAUCUGUAUGUCCCCCCCACCCCCCCACCCCACAAGCUGUGAGGAGAAUAUCCUAUUGUCCCUGUUCUGUGAGGGACACUGUUGUACAUUGACAGUGCAAGGCGUGGUAUUGAAGUGAGGUUUAGUGUGUCGAAACUACGAAUGACUGAAGGACGCUCGUGGUCAACGCGGAUCAACUGGGCCCAUGACAUGUUUUCUGUGUCCACGUCACAAAAUGGAGUCUACUACACAUGAUGUGUUGCUAUGCUACUACAGUAUGCUGCAUUCUUUUUUGUCAAGCUAUUUUCCUGCUGUAAAUGAUGGAUAUAAUAACUUAUUUGCUGGGAAUUGUACUAUAUAUAUAAUAGAAUUUAUGAAACUGGGGGUCGAGGGGGUUGGAUUUAAGUCUUAACCCAUUUAAAUUGCAUUUUGCAAUUUUUAUGUUGCUUUUUUUUGAGGAAAAAAUGAAACUUGCCGAUUUCUUUUGGUGUUUUUUUUAAAUUAUUUUGGCAGAUUUCCGUUCAGGAAGAAUUCAACUCCCUGCUCUCAUGAAUCACAUAUCGAUAUGUUGGCGCAUCAUUAAUGCAGGAAACUGAGUUUUUUUUUCAUAGUCUACUUAGUUUUGGAUUUGUUGAAGAUAUAAUGAUAACUGGAUAAUUUGAUGGUGCUGAGUUGAUCUACCUGACUCUGUCAAAUAUAAUCUGAAGAUAAAUAUACUGUCUUGUACAAAAAGUUUGUACAUAUACUGUACAUGGUUUCUUUUUGUAUUUUCUCAAAUUAAAAUGGAUGUAUUUGUGUUCUAAAAAAAAUAAAUCUCCUCAUAUUUCAUUCCA
This is a messenger RNA of Gadus morhua (Atlantic cod), 9782 nucleotides long. It is a transcript of the gene kcnma1a, whose product is annotated as potassium large conductance calcium-activated channel, subfamily M, alpha member 1a. NCBI's taxonomy places the organism in Eukaryota, Metazoa, Chordata, Actinopteri, Gadiformes, Gadidae. Gene Ontology annotation, biological process: potassium ion transmembrane transport. Bases 809 to 4804 code for a protein of 1331 amino acids. Gene Ontology annotation, molecular function: large conductance calcium-activated potassium channel activity. The transcript has 34 exons. The record is from RefSeq and is a predicted model, not a curated record. Gene Ontology annotation, cellular component: postsynaptic membrane.